AUGGGAUCAUCCGCUCUUAUUCAGAAGGCGCUGAAAAUUCGCGACGACAGCAUCGACAGUGUGCUUCCUGACGUGACUCUACCGGAUCCUCUACCCCAAAAUGUUCAAGGAAUUCCUGACACUAUCCUGAACCCAGAAGAGCUUCAAAUCACCGGAUACGACACUCUACAGCUUGUGCAAAAGUUGGCGAGCAGAGAGUUGUCAUGCGAGUCAGUUACCAAAGCCUUCUUGAAGCGCGCUGCGCUAGCCCAAAAGACUGUGAACUGCAUCACAGAGCUGCUGCCUGAACAUGCUAUCAACCGCGCAAAAUACCUCGACUCCUUGCCGCACCCAACUGGACCGCUCCAUGGGCUUCCCAUAUCGAUCAAGGAGCAGUUUGGUUUCGAGGGUAAAAUCAACAACAAUGCGUUCGUCGUUAACUGCGACCGUCAACAGAUCCCUGCGUGUACACUUAAUACAGUUUUGGAGGAGCAGUGCGGUGCUGUCAUCUUUGCUCGUACUUGUCAGCCGCAGUCUGUGAUGCAUCUCGAGACCAACAACAACAUCUAUGGAAGAACAGUCAAUCCUUUCAAUCGGAAUUUGACAGCUGGCGGCUCAUCUGGAGGAGAAGGCGCCCUCGUAGGCUUUCAUGGUAGUCCUCUUGGAGUUGGUGGCGAUAUUGGUGGCUCGAUCCGUGUCCCGGCAGCAAAUUGCGGUAUAUACGGUUUCAAGCCCACUCCUUUCCGUGUUGGAAAUCCUGGAGGAAUGGGACUCAUCGUCGGUCAAGAAGGCAUAAUUGGAUGCAUCGGUCCACUCGCACCGAGUCUCUCUGGUAUUGAGCUCUUCAUGAAAGCAUACUUGGGGACUGAGCCCUGGAUCAAGGAGUCAUAUCUUACUCCUUUGCCCUGGAGACAGAUCCAGCUCCCCAAAAAGCUGAAGAUUGGUGUUAUGUGGUCUGAUGGCAUUGUUAAGCCUCAUCCUCCCAUCACACGUGCUCUUUCUUUAUUAGUGAACUCGUUGAAAUCAAACCCUGCAUUUGAAAUCGUGGAUUGGAAGCCGAUCGAUCACGAUAAGUGUUGGGACAUUACUUGUGCGCUUUACUGGGAGGACGGAGGCCGCCGUCUUCAAGAAGUCCUCCGUUGUGGAAAUGAAGAGCCGUUGGAGCUCACCAAGUGGCUGUUGGAGCAACCUACCAUGAAGCGUCGAACUUUGGAAGAGGUUUGGGCACUCAAAGCGGCUCGAAAUUCGUACAGGGCCAUGUACAACCAACAUUGGCUUAACACUGGCAAGGAAGACAACCAUCCUGUUGACGCCAUCCUUUCUCCCAUUGGCCCCGGAUGCGCCCCGCCGCAUGAUCAGUCCAAGUACUGGAACUACACUUCUCAGUGGAACCUGCUCGAGUACCCGUCGAUCUCGUUCCCAGUCACCAAGGUGGACCCGUCCCUGGAUGUUCGUGAUGACAGCUACAGACCAAUAAGCAAAGCUGAUGAGUUCAACUACGAAUUGUACCCCGGGCCAGAAGCAUAUGAAGAUGCUCCGGUCUCGCUACAGCUGAUUACUCGCCGAUACGAGGAUGAGAAGUGCAUAGAGAUCUUGAAGAAAAUCGAGGCUGCAACAUAUGAUUUGAGAAAUUAA
Clonostachys byssicola is the source of this 1614-nucleotide messenger RNA. Lineage: Eukaryota; Fungi; Ascomycota; Sordariomycetes; Hypocreales; Bionectriaceae. The record is from the annotation of a GenBank genome assembly.